This is a messenger RNA of Aspergillus puulaauensis, 939 nucleotides long. RefSeq names its product SDR family NAD(P)-dependent oxidoreductase. The record is from RefSeq and is a predicted model, not a curated record. NCBI's taxonomy places the organism in Eukaryota, Fungi, Ascomycota, Eurotiomycetes, Eurotiales, Aspergillaceae. The transcript has 2 exons. Bases 1 to 939 code for a protein of 312 amino acids.
AUGCGCGAUAUCAAGCUCGAUACUUCUCUUCUUUCCCACCUCGCCGGGAAAACCGCCAUCUUGACCGGUGGCGCCGGAGGGAUUGGCAGCACCAUCGCAAAGCAGCUUCUGGAAAACGGCGCCAACGUGGUAAUAGCAGACUUGGAGAACACACGGCCCAUGGUGGAGACAAUGCUCAUGGACCUUGCCGAUUCAUGCAGGGGACAGCUCCAUUUUGUCGCGACAAAUAUCGUGCUUUGGGAUCAAAUGACAGCCCUAUUCCAGUCAGCCAAGGAGCAAUUCGGCUCUAUCCAGCUGGUCAUUGCAAAUGCAGGAGUGAUGGAAACCGAGCCGGUACUGGACAUGGAUCAGAUCGACGAACGAGGGAACCUGAAAGAAUCAGAGGACUUUUCCAAAGUCAUCGACAUAAACGUAAAGGGCACCAUGAACUGCCUGCGCCAGGCGAUUUUCAGUAUGAAGGGGAACCAGCCGUGCUACCCUGAUGGAUCGCGCGGCGCGGUGGUCCUUGUAAGUUCGAUUUCGGGCUACUUCGGGGGCACGGGGGUGUCGGGGUAUAUUACGUCCAAGCAUGCGGUGACGGGGAUGCUGCGUGGAUCACAGCUGGCUGCGAGGAAGUACGGCAUUCGAGUGAAUGCUGUUGCCCCGUUUGUUACUCCUACGGCCAUGGCAGGCGGAUUCUCAGAGGCGUGGCGAGCCAGGGGCCUUCCGAUCAAUACGACGGAUGGUGUUGCUAGGGCCCUGUUGACGCUUGCCUUUAACCCUUCAGAAAAUGGGUCUUGUUACGUGAUUUCAGGUCCCAUUCUUCGAGAGGCGGAACAUACUCAGAAACUUCUACUGGCGGAGUGGCUUGGAGAGGAUUUGGCACGGGUAUUCGGGGAUGCUAAUGAGUUUUUUACGAGCCAGGGGGGGUAUCAGUUGCCAAAGCGAGUUUCCCGAUAA